This is a messenger RNA of Cuscuta campestris, 3193 nucleotides long. Lineage: Eukaryota; Viridiplantae; Streptophyta; Magnoliopsida; Solanales; Convolvulaceae. The record is from the annotation of a GenBank genome assembly.
AUCCAAUCGAUUCCGCGCCCUAGGGUUCGUAAUCUCCGCGCCCAAUAUGCUACAACAAUAUUACAAACAAUAAUCAUCACUGCAUUAUCGUCCCUGCCGGCGGAAUUCACGAGAUGGAUAAGAAGCAAUCUCAACCAGUUUUCCUCGAAGAAUGGCUUCUAAGCACCAUUUCCGCCGGCGGCGGCAGCGGCAAAGGCGUGAGCCCAACUCAGCCGUCUUCUCCGACAUCAGCCCAAGACAUAAUGCAAGCUUGGGCGGAUUUGCGGGGCUCAGUUCAUCAACAGUCAUUCAAUUCCGGUAAUCUCCAAUCUCUACGCAGCCUUGUAGCAUCUCGAAAUUCGCUGUAUAUUGCUGACCCGCAAGCGAAGCUUCUGCUCUCGCUUUUGUCCUCGCCUGGUGUAUCGCUCCCGGAGGAAUCUUACCCUUUGUUGCUCAGGCUUAUGCAUAUAUGGAUUAGGAAAUCUUCACGCCCGUCUUCUUCUGUUGUGGACUAUGCUGUUGAGGUUCUCUUGCACCUUUUCUCCAAACGGUUUCGGUCCGAUGAGAUCUUGGCUUUCUAUUCUGAAGCUGUUCUUGUACUUGGUGCUCUUUCGAUUGUAAGUUCGGCAUCAGGGAAAUCUAAAGAGGCCUGCCUUCAGAUGCUGUGUGUUCUUUUUGAAAAAGAAAUUAAGUUGAUCCACAUUUCUGAAGGAUUGAUUCCGAAUGUUCUUGCGGGGAUUGGCUAUGCUUUAUGUUCUUCGGUUAAUGUUCAUAUGAUUAGAAUUCUCCGUCUUCUAUUUCGAGUUUGGGAUAAAAAGGAUGGUCCUUCUGCUAGCAUUGAUAAUGGACUUCUAGUGCUACAUUUAACAGAGUGGGUCAUAUCGAAUUUCGUCAACUCACAUUCUUUGGACAGUAUUAAUAUUUUCAGAAGAGAGGUGCUGGAUAAUCCACAUCCGACUUAUGCAUCAUUUUCUGUUGUAAUGGCUGCAGCUGGAGUUCUAAGGGUUAUCAAUAGAACCAAUGCGCACAUGGUAAUGCACCUGAGAGUUCCUGCAGAGGAGAGAAUUGAUGCUGUUGCAAGGAACUUGAUAUCUUUAACUGAAGAUUCUAUGUAUUCAAGUGCAGAGCCGAGAAACAGUUUUCUACUACAAUGCAUGUCAUUAGCUUUAUCCAGAUGUGGUGCUGUUUCUCCUAGACCUUCACUCCUUUUCUGCCUUGCGGAAGCAUUACUGACUGAAAUCUUCCCAUUGCGAAGUAUAUAUUCUAGGAUUCUAGAAUCACAUGCUGGGGAUUUUGCAGACAUUGAGCUAAGUGUUCAAAAGCAUUUGGAUUGCACCAUAUUUAAAGAAGCAGGGACCAUUGCUGCUGUAUUUUGCAAUCACUAUGUCUCAUCUGAUAAGCUAAACCAAAGUGCUGUAGAGAAUCAUAUGUGGGAUUACUGUCAAUGUGUCUACUUGUGCCAUCGGCAGGUGGCUGUAAUGUUAGGAACCGGGAAGGAAGGGUUUUCUGUGAAACUAGGGAAAAUUGCUGAAUCUGCUUUCCUUAUGGUUGUGGUCUUUGCAUUGACAUUAACAAAGCACAGUCUAGGAUCGGGGACUGCUUAUGAAGAACAUUUGAAACUUUCCGUACAGAUAUUAGUUUCUUUUUCUUGUAUGGAAUAUUUUCGACGGAUGCGUUUGCAGGAAUACAUGGAUGCAAUUAGAACAGUUAUUACUAGUGUUCAGGAGAAUGAAUCAGCUUGUAUUUCCUUUGUGAAAUCGAUGCCAUCUUAUGCUGAUCUAAUAAGCAAUCCAGUGUCAUCUAUUUCUCAAGAAAUCAAUUAUGCAUGGUCCACAGACGAAGUGCAAACUGCUCGAAUUUUGUUUUAUUUGCGGGUUAUUCAGACUUGCAUUGAGUGCUUGCCAGCAUCUGUUUUUAGGACGGCAGUGGUGCCAACUAUGUUUUUAUAUAUGGGACAUCCAACUCGAAAAGUGGCUAGAGCAGCACACUCAGUAUUUGUGGCUUUCAUUUCAUCAGGAGAGGGUUAUGACCUUGAUGAAAGGGUUACACUUAAGGAGCAACUUGUCUUUUAUUACAUGAGAAGAUCUUUGGAGGUCUACCCUGGAAUUACACCCUUUGAGGGAGUGGCUGCUGGAGUCACUGCUAUUGUCAGACAUCUUCCUGCUGGAAGCUUGUCUAUAUUCUAUUGCGUUCAGAGUGUUGUUGAAAAAGCAAAUAGCAUCUGCGGUGCUAUAAAGAACUGGGAAGGAGAAUUAGUAGAGCCUUUGAAGAAAAUAUUUGAACUACUUUUGCGACUCCUUCAUCUUGUAGAUAUACAGGUUCUGCCUACUUUGAUGAAGCUUCUCGCUCACCUGGUUGUUCAGCUGCCCACUGAUGGCCAGAAUAUGGUUCUUAAUGAUUUAUAUCAGCAGGUUGCGGAAUUAGAUGAUGUUACAAGGAAACCAGCAUUGGUAUCUUGGGUACAGUCACUAUCUUACAUCUGUUCUCAAGAAUCAAGCAGGAGAGCAUCAAUUGAGGCAGCUGAAAAACUGCACACUGCCAGUAUUGGAAAUGUAGGCACAUUAAGCAUGAACAAAAUCAAUGCACGAUUAUGAUGGAUUUGUAAGCUUUGACUACAUGGGGAUAUGCUGCUUUUUAAAAUGGUUCCCCCAAUUUAUGCUUGCACCCCCACCUAAGCCUCUGAAUUUUUAUGACUCUACUAAAAAGGUACUAACAGCACCCAGCUACGGUCUUGGAGGACUGUAAAAAAUGAUUGACUCAUUCAUCUGGAAAAGAUAUACUCUUGGUGCUGACCACAAAUUACCAGAAAUGGUGUCAUCUGGUAUGGUACGCCCGAACACCCGAUUAUCAGCUUCAGAAUGAGUAGAAAAAGAUUGGAUUGACCUUCUCAUCCUUCCAUCGCCAUCUCCACAUCAUUAGGUUGAAGCUCUCCAGCCAGAUACCUGUUUUGCUUGUUUUUGGAUUUCGGGAAGCGCACAUUUGGGUCGUGGAACUUCAAGUAAUUCAUAUAACUCCAUAUUGUUUAUUUCUUAAUUGCAACGCUGAUAGACGUUACAUUACUUUACUAUGAGUAGAUUAUUACAGAUGUAGUUGUCUUCCUAAGUAUUAAUUGUGUUCCUAAUUCUUUUAUUCAGGAAAAAAACAGAUUGUUUGUCAAAUUCAUGUAUGGGUGAUAUGCAUUUUGGUUCAUGGCUAAAAAAAGUUGGGUUUUUUA